AAAGCUUUGAGUAACCAAACCACCUUCCCACAGAUUAUCUUGGCCUCAGUGAUCGGGGCGGUCGUCUGCGAGACCCAGCAGGGCUACGGCGGCGGGGCGCCCUCUGGUGGCAGCUUCUCCCACGGCGGAGGAGGUUUUGGCGGCGGCGGAGGUAGCUUCGGCAGAGGCGGCGGCGGAGGAGGAGGAGGAUACGGCAGUGGAGGAGGAGGUGGAGGAGGCUUUGGUGGUGGCUUUGGAGGAGGUUUUGGAGGAGGCUUCUCUUCUGGAGGAGGAGGAGGAGGAGGAGGCUAUGGCGGUGGUAAUGGAGGAGGAUCUUGUGGCGCCGGCCAAGUGCGUCACGUUGACGGCAGCUGCGUCACGCCCCAGGUCACUCGCAACCUUUAUGUGUACCGAGCCCCUGCCGUGGCUCCCAUCAAGGGACCACGCCCACAAGUGCCCGCACCACGCUUGGAGCACAACAUUGUGUUCAUCCACACUCCCGAGGAUCUUGGUGGCCAGGAGCCCGUCGUGGUGCCGCCCCCGCAACAGAAGAACGUGGUGUACCUGCUGAGCAAGCGGCCUGAGCAGGACCAGCAGGUGAUCCAUGUGCCGGCGCCCGAGCAGGAGGCGCCAGAGAUCUUCUUCGUCAACUACGCCGAUGGAGAGAACCCGUCCCUGCCCACCGGCGGCGAUCUGCAGUCCGCCCUCAGCAAGGCUUUGCAGGGCAGCGCUGGAGGUGUCAUCGGCGGCGGCGGCGGCGGUGGCAUCGGCGGUGGCAUUGGUGGCGGCAUCGGAGGUGGCAUCGGUGGCGGCAUCGGUGGUGGCAUCGGUGGCGGCAUCGGUGGUGGUUACGGCAGCGGCGGUGGCAGCGGCAGUGGCUUCGGAGGUGGUAGCAGUGGCAGCGGCGAAUACAGCGCCCCGGCACCUUCUCCCUCCACUGCUUACUCCCAGCCAUAAGCUGCCGCUGCAGUCAGCCUGGCGGCGUCGCUUGAGGCGGCACUCUUCUUCAUCUGUCUUUCGCAGUCCCUAACUUAUUGGUUCUUGUUUUGUGUCGUGUUGGUUGAGGCUGCGGCCUGACGCGAUGACAGAGAAAUAAAUGUGACAAACGUA
Messenger RNA from Portunus trituberculatus (swimming crab), 1089 nucleotides. Its product is annotated as glycine-rich protein DOT1-like. The record is from RefSeq and is a predicted model, not a curated record. The annotation marks the transcript as partial. NCBI's taxonomy places the organism in Eukaryota, Metazoa, Arthropoda, Malacostraca, Decapoda, Portunidae. The transcript has a single exon.